This is a messenger RNA of Lasiodiplodia theobromae, 888 nucleotides long. RefSeq names its product Seed maturation protein pm25-like protein. NCBI's taxonomy places the organism in Eukaryota, Fungi, Ascomycota, Dothideomycetes, Botryosphaeriales, Botryosphaeriaceae. The transcript has 3 exons. The record is from RefSeq and is a predicted model, not a curated record. The coding region runs from base 1 to 888 and encodes 295 amino acids.
AUGAGUGCUCAGCCCGACAACGCCGCUCCGGUCUCCAAGGAGGCCACUGAGACACCCAAGGAGAGUGCCCCCGCGCUUCCGGCCGAAGCCAAACCCUUUGGCGAGAGCUUCGAGAAGACCGUUGCCGAAGGAGUUGCCAAGCUGAAGGAAGAGCCUGAGCACAUUACCCACGAAGAUGCUGCCCGCGUCCAGAGCGCCGAGCACAAGGUCUUGGGUUUCCGCCCUCCCCCUGGCAGCGCCGCUGCUCAGGUUCAGUCGAUGAGCGACAACACCGACAAUCUUCGCAAGGUAACUGAGGCCGCUCAGAAGAAGUUCGAAGAUGAUCCAGCCAGCGUCACUCCUGAAGACAUCAAGAGAGUCUUGAGCGCGGAGCGCAAGGUCUACGGUGGCACGCUGCCUAAGGGUAGCAUUCCUGCUGCCACGCUGCCCACUGUUGACACGAAGGACCAAGAGAGUUCUGCGACCGAGAAGCCGGCUCUUGUUGUUCGUGGUCGUCGUCAGAGCAUCGUCGCCGCUGAGCAGUCUCCUGCCGCUCGUGAGCACGUCUACCAGGCCGUCGCUGAGGAGAUGAAGGACAAGCUUGAGAAGCACCCAGAGGACAUCACUAAGGAAGAUGCAUCCCUGAUGCGUCGUGUCGAUACUCGCGCCCAUGGUGCCACGGAGAAGGGCAGCAUUACUGCUCAGGUCCAACGCGAGGCUGCUAAGCACGAGGAUGCUAAGCACGAGGAUGCUAAGCACGAGGAUGUUGCUAAGCCUGUCGAGAUCAAGGAGGAUAAGGUGUGCGAGGAGACUGCGGUUGCCGGUGAUGCGGAGCCUUGUGCCCCGGCUGAGACGGCUGUCAAGGCGGAGAAAGCGGCAGAGACGGACCGCUCCGCUGAUGGUGCUUAG